Molecule: messenger RNA, 8904 nt
Organism: Salvelinus fontinalis (brook trout)
Lineage: Eukaryota; Metazoa; Chordata; Actinopteri; Salmoniformes; Salmonidae
Gene: igsf9b
Product: immunoglobulin superfamily, member 9b
Exons: 22
Coding region: 1298-7504 (2068 amino acids)
Biological process (GO): cell-cell adhesion
Molecular function (GO): protein binding
Source: RefSeq, a predicted model, not a curated record
UAAAAUAAUAAUAAUAUAUAUAUAUAUAUAUAUAUAUAUAUAUAUAUAUAUAUAUAUUCUACAGACAACCAUUGAUGUUGUCUGAACCAAAAGUGUAAUAUCUGUGAGUGUGAGAGCUGUUAUUAUUGGAUAUUUUCUGGGUCAAUGGUGCUACUGGUAGUGUAGCAAGUCUACAGUAGUUUUUCCUAAAUCAACUGAGUAGGGGGUUGCUACUUGGGCAGGUCUAGGAUUACAUGUAGUUCUUUGAGGGACAACACUGUUGCAUUUGUUCAAAGGAAAACUAUCCCACUCCCAUAUUGAUUGUCAAACGUGUGGUGAAGGAAUUUUAUUGUAACUUUUGUGACAAAGUAGCAUAUUUUCUCCCAGUAAUAACGGCUUUAUUAAUAAAUUGAAUAUACACGGAAAGACGCAUGGAGGAGAAUAAAAGCUUAACGCAAGGACUUUUGGAUAACAUUUUGAACAUUUAAAAAAAAAAAGGUAUAACUGGUGGAUAUGCAACAUUACAUUGCCUUUGUCUACGGACGUGUUCCGUUGCAUAACAUUUAUCUUUUGUCAGGGACCCCGACACGUCCUCUAUACGUUGGACUUUCCCACGAAAAGGCGCUUUUGUCUGGAGCGCUCAAACUGAGUGCAUGUGGUAGGGAGGAGAAGAAAGAUACGACGAAGGGACGAAACCGCGAGAAACGUAGUAGAUGAAUAGACGACUGUAUUCUGUCUACACACUCCGUCAUUGCAGUGGGGAACUGGCGGGCAUACAUCAUGUUGGGGUAUUUUGAGCAACGUAUCAUUUAAAUGCGCUUUAUGGAUUCGGAUAGUAUUUUUCUACUGCUCCUUUUUACAACACUUUGGGUAACUUUGGACAAAGCAACACGAAGAAGAGCAAUAUAAAAGAAUGCUCGGAAACUUUUAAAGGAUUCUAAACCAAUCUAGGUACUUCUUAGGUUUUUCUCUAUCUUUAUAUGGGAUUUAAAACCUGAGAAUUGAAAGAGUUUGUGCAACAGCUAAAUCUACUAGGAGCUUUUCCUACAACUUCCCUGGUUGUGUUUAACAACUAUCAUGUGGCGCGCGUGAGACAGUCUGCCACGCUGUUAUAAACUAUGCGACCACCUGCCUUUGUCGAACACCUGCAUUUUUAAGGCAACCUUAUCAAACUUUAGAGUAACUAAUGAAAGCCCAAAUACGCCAACCUGCAUGCUGAAAAAAGCAAAGGACCUGAUGGACUGAUUUUAUUCUGGUCAAGUCAGAGAAGUGCCUGAAGCAAGGUUGGGAGAUGUGUGAAGGAGUGUGAGGGACGGCCAUGGGAUUGGAGAGACAGUGGCUUCUGGGUGUCACCACUGUUGUUGCCCUCUGUCUGCUGCGUACGUCCCAGGGUGUGGAGGUGGUGGUCCGAGCCAGGGUUGGGGGGACUGCAGAGCUAGGUUGCAGUCUUACCCCCCCUUCUACAGGAGCCACCACCCCAAACCUGUUCCCACUGCACGUGGUGGAGUGGGUUCGUCUGGGUUACAAUGUUCCCAUCCUCAUCAAAUUCGGAGUGUACGCACCACGUGUGCAUCCCAACUACAAGGGCCGUGUGUCUCUGACCCGGGGGGCCUCGCUGCUGGUGGAGGGGCUGAGCCUGGAGGACGAGGGCUGGUUCGAGUGUCGCAUCCUGCUCCUGGACUGCACCACAGACGAGUUCCGCAACGGCACCUGGACCUUCCUCUCCAUCACAGCCCCACCUGUAUUUAUCAAGACUCCGCCUACCUUUGUGGAAGUCCUGCUAGGGGACUCCCUGACCCUCAGCUGUGGUGCCCAUGGUAACCCUCGACCAACUGUUAUCUGGCAUAAAGAUGAGGCCCCAAUUGAGAAUGGUGAAAAGAUAGUGGUGCUCAAUGGCACCUUAUCUUUGGCCCCCGUCACCAGAGAGACAUCAGGAAUGUAUAAAUGUCAUGUGUCCAACUCGGAGGGGAAUCUGACCCAUACUACCCAGCUGCAGGUCAAAGGUCCUCCACUCAUUAUCAUCGCCCCAGAGGACACCACCCUCAACAUAUCCCAGGAUGCAGUUCUGCAGUGCCAAGCUGAGGCCUAUCCCUCCAACCUCACCUAUGAGUGGUGGAAACAGGGACAGAAUGUCUACCAUAUAGACUAUCUCAAGACCCGUGUGAAGAUCUUAGUGGACGGCACACUCCUCAUCCCUAGUCUUGUCCCAGAGGACACUGGGAUUUACACCUGUACACCAACCAAUGGGCUGAUGACCCCACCCUCUGUUUCAGCACACCUCAAAGUCAAACACCCUGCCCGGGUGGGCCGGAUGCCCAGGGAGACGUAUCUACCUACGGGCAUGAGGGGAGUCAUCUUCUGCCCAGUCCAGGCUGAGCCCCCCAUGCUCUUUGUCAACUGGACCAAAGAUGGGAACAAUUUAAACCUUGACAAUGUCCCUGGCUGGAAGGUGAACUCUGAGGGCUCAGUGUUUAUAGCCACAGCCAAUGACGAUGCAGUGGGCAUGUACACCUGUACUGCCUAUAACAGCUAUGGAACCAUGGGCCAGUCUGAACCCACUAAGGUUAUCCUGCAGGAUCCGCCCUCAUUCUCUGUGUCCCCUCGUGCUGAGUACCUGCAGGAGGUGGGCCGGGAGCUAGUCAUCCCCUGUGAGGCAGAUGGAGACCCCUCUCCCAAUAUCACCUGGAGCAAGGUUGGUCCCACUCCUCGCUCCACAUACACUGUGCUGUCCAACGGCUCCCUCCUCCUGAAGCCUCUCAGGAAAGACCACCAGGGGGGCUGGGAGUGCCUUGCCACCAACCGCGUGGCCACUGUCAACACUGGCACUGUGAUCUUGGUUCUGGGCACCAGCCCUCAUGCUCCCUCAUUCGUGUCAGUAAGCACCGGGAUGAACCAGGCCAAUGUGUCCUGGGAACCUGGAUUUGAUGGAGGAUACACCCAGAAGUUUACUAUCUGGGUUAAGCAGGCUUCCAGAGGGAAACAUGAGUGGGCAUCUCUCCCAGUGCCCACGUCCAAGUCCCACCUGUUGGUGACAGGGCUGCUGGCUGGCACCAGCUACCAGUUCAGUGUCCUGCCUCAGAACAAACUGGGCUCUGGGCCCUUCAGUGAAAUCACCUCUGUCAGGACGCAGGCCCUACCAACAGAUCCACCGACAGUGAUCACCACUCUAUCAACUAUCGACCCUCCCUCGUUCCUGUCAAUCAAUCAGACGGUGCUUGGGAUUGUUCUACAGUGGUAUGCUCCUGAGUCUCAGGCCACACCCCUCACUGGGUAUGUCCUCCAUGCUCGGAGGAACACAGGCCAAUGGGUCAUUCUCAACAGCGCUGUGAAGGCCAACCAGAGUGAACUACUGGUACAGGGAUUACUGAGGGACUGCAUUUAUGAUCUGAGAUUGGUGUCUCGCAGUAACAAGCUACUGAGUGAGCCCAGUGAGUCUGUCAAUGUGAACACCACAGGCAUGGAGAUGUACCCUGUCUGGCCAGGCUUCCUGGAGUUUGUCCCUGAGCCCUUAUUGGCUGGUGUGUUGGGUGGAGUGUGCUUCCUGUUCCUCUCAAUCAUCCUCUCCUUGGUGACAGCCUGUGUUAUGAGUCACAGAAGAGCCCAUCAGCGCAGGAAGAGGAGAGAUGAUCUCCCCUCUGCCUUCCAGAAGAGUCCUUCUCCAGAAGCUCGCUCGCCUUCUGACAGCCCUGACAGCGUUCUGAAGAUAAAGCUGUGUCCUCCCCUGUCUUUCUUCCCCAACUCCUCAUCUUCCCAGUCUGACCGUUCUUCCUUUGAUAAAGGCAGCCGUGGAGAGUACCAGGACCAGCGUAGUCAGCUCCUGUCCAGCUCCUCUCCCCCACCCCACUACACCAUCUUUGAGAGCCACCUGGGGGGUAAUGCCCCCUCACCCUCUGCUCUGGAGUCCAUCUCAAGAGGCCCAGAUGGACGUUUCAUAGUCCAGCCCCUGCUAGAGGGAUCUACUCUUUCCAACAUGAAGAAAAAUGUGAAAACAGUCUUCCUACAAACCCAAACCAAUGGGAGAGAUAGCGGCACAGGGAGCAAUCAGACAUCUUUUAAAGACUCUCCAAAGUCCAGCAGUCUGAGCUCUGAGAGGGGAGAGAGAAAGGACACCUCCCUUACAGUGGAGGUUACUGACCUCAGCAAGCCCCCAGCUUCCCCGGGUAGAGUGAGGGCCAUGGCCAGGAACUUCUCUCGUCACGGCUGCUUCUACUCUGAUGACGAGCAGGGCAUCUCAGAGGCUCUGCUGGAGAGAGACAGCUUCUACUCCGACAGCAGUGAGAAGAGAGCCUGUGACUCCCUGAAAAGAUACCAUGCUGGGCACCCAGAGGACAUCUUCCCCAGCCUGGGCAGGAGAGCCAGGCAGCUGGAGAGGGACAGGCAUCACCAAGCAGGCUACCAUCCCAUGGGGAGAGAUAGCCAGCUGACCAACGCCAGUGAACAAGAGCGGGAUAAUCUCAGCAAGUGUCUGCAGUUGACCAAAGAGAGGGAGGAGAUGGAGAGGGAGCUGGAGAACUAUACCGCCAGCCAGAGGGCAAGGGAGCGGGAGAAAGAGGAAAGACAGCCUGAAAAGGCAGAAAGCCCUAACAGGGAACUGGAUAGUUCAGGGGCUGAAGAUCCUAUAUGGAAGCCACAAGACAUUACCUUACGUCCCAAAGCCCACCGGGCUUCCGGACAGACCCAUCAGCUGUCGGACUAUAGGAGGGCCUGCUACUUUGGGAACACGAGCAGCCCAAUGGACCGGCUCCCUUCCUCCUACAUCCAAUGGGACAUCAGCCCAGUCACCUCUAUCAACAGCCUUAUCCCAGUGCAGAGCCCCUUAGAGAGCACCACACCAAGGUUCCAACAUCCUCACCAAUGUCACAUUGGGUCGGCCAUGAAGGACUCGCUACCUGAAGACUGCUCAUGCUCCCCAGCCACUCAAUGCAUCACUCUAUCUCUGCUCUCCCCUACAUCAGAAAGCCCACCUAUUGGUCAAGGAACAGCCAGAAGCAGAGCCAGGUCGAGGAAUCCUGACAGAACUGUAGAAAGAGAGCAGGACACGUAUCGUAGAAGCUCUAUGGUUGAGGAAGCCUGGAGGGAAAAGAAGCAACCAGGGGGAGGUGCCUUAAAACCAAGAUUGUCCUUUGCUUAUGGUACACAGCAUCUGGAGCCAGCAGCUGAAAGUGUCAGAUCUGUUUCAGCAGAUCGAGUAAGAGCCACAAGUCCUGUUCAGCCUUACCCAGGCACUGCAUCAUAUAGUCUGUCUGAGAAAACAGAGACGAUAGAUGGCCUUAAGGAGAGAGUAAAUCAGAGUCCUUCUAGUUAUUCUACUUUGCCCUAUGAGCUCCACAAAGCAGGGGCUAAAGGGAACGUGAGAGAUGAUAAGAUUGGGAAUGACCCUCGGAGUUCACUGUUAUACCCUGAGCAGGAGAGAGAGUGUGUCAGGACACGCUCCAGAAGGAGUGAUAGGGCGCUUUUUAGUGACAGCCCCAGUCGCAUUUCCCACUUAACUCUUCUGGAAGAGUGUGAUAGUGAUCAGUCCCAGUUCUCUGUUGCCAGAGUCUCGGAGUCUUUCAAGAACAAGCGGACAAACCAGGCUCCCAAAAUGUCCCCACUGCAGACAAGUGCAAUUCUGGAGUAUUUGAGCCUCCCGGGUUUCAUUGAGAUGAGUGUGGAUGACCCUGGGGAUGAAUCUGAACUCACAGUCACUACUUGCCAAAGCGUAGAGCCACAGACAGAGACUUCUCUGGAAGGUAAGCCAGAUGUGGUUCCAAAAAACUGGGCAGUUCAUGUGCAGGAGAACCUUGAGACAAGUUCAUGCCCAAAAAAAGUUUCAUUUUUAGAAAACAGACACUCUGUUGGUCCAGCAAGAACUUCAGAAGCAGUUGAGAAGCCAGCCUAUAGAUACUCUCUGCAAGUGGAAGCAAGAGAUUCAAGCCACAAAGCUGGGAUUCCAGACUGGUCAAAAAAACAAUCACCUUGUUCAGAACUCACAGGGAGUUAUCAUCACAACCAUGAGCAGUCGCAACCACUGAUUAGUCAAAAGACCACAGCCUCAGAGAGACAACUAUCGAGAAUGGGUAUAAGUUCAGUCCAGACGUUGGUUAGUGCAGAUAAAAGCAUGGCAGACGUUGUGUCAAAACACCCGGACACUUUUGCCGGUAAACCAGAGUCAGCUUCAGAACAAGUCCAAACACUUCAUUCUCAGGGCAACAGGACUAAUAAAAUAGCCUCUAAGAUCAAUCAACCCCAUGCACCGUUCAUGAAGAAAUCUCUGAGCAUCGGCCCCUGCAGAACACUCUCAGGCAUGGGACAGCCUCGUCCAUUUCUGAAGAAGUCCAUCAGCUUAGGGUCACAGAAAUGGGAGCAUUUUGAAAGCCCAAGGACUUAUGUCUCAGAGAAAUGUUACUGGGAUAAGUUCCCAAAACCAGACAUCCAGGCCAAGUCCUAUAGUUUAGGACGCACCCCUGCAUCCUCCUUCUCCAGGCCAGGCCCCUUGUGGCAAGAAGGUGUCCAUUUUAGACGGCCGAGUGUAAGCAGCUUGGAAAGGGCUAGGUAUGCUGAAAUAUCCUUGGAGAGGCCUCGGUAUGACAGAUCCCUAGCCAGUUCUUCCUAUACCUACCUCAGCUCCUCCAUGUACCCACCAAGUCAACCCCCUGGCUCUGCUAGACGAGACCUAUCUGAUCUGCGUAGACAGGCCAGUGCUUAUCCUGAUGCAUCCAGGUCGCCUAUCACAUAUCAGGAUGCCCUGAGGUCUGUACAGCACAUAUAUGUCCCUAUGGAUUUCUCAAUACCCCAGUACCCACCCAGACCAGACAAGUACCCACCCAGACCAGGCAUGAGGGGGGACUACCCCAGACCGAUUGAGUCCAAGAGGGGCCCACCGAGGCCCAACCUGCCCCGGAUGUAUAGCUGGCCCUCACCCUACCAUGGUGGCCCUUUCCCACCCGGAGAUGUAGACAGUCAUAGACAAGCAGAGAGAGGGAUGGGUAAGGGGGCGGGGGCCGAGGUGGAGAUGAGAGAUAACAGGGAAGGAGGGAGGGCCAGUUAUGCCAGCCAGAGCAGUGGGAGAGGUAGCGUUGGCCUCCUCCGCCAGUCCCUCUCUAUCACUCCCACUCUUCUCAGCUCCCCAGAGACAACUGAGGAAUGUGAGACACAGAGACACAGAGCCGAGACAGAUCUACUUGAGCGGAGAAAGAAAAGAAGGAACACAUCAGUUGAUGAGAGUUAUGAGUGGGAUUCCACUGAUGUCUGUGUGGACUCGGAAGUCCUGGAGGCCAUGAAGCCACAGGCAGGGGUAGGACGGGGCAGGGGGGAGGGCAGGCAUGAUCGACCCCGUUCUGCACCUGGCCUCCAGGACCGCCACAGGAAUGUCAGUUCACCAGUUUCCAACCCACCUCGCUGCCAAUACAGUCGCUCCCUAAGUGAGGCGCGCUUCAACGCACUCCGCCUGGAGUACCAGGAGUACAGGCGCGCUCAGGAAACCUCCUGCACCAGUGAUCCCUGCCUUCCCCCCGACACAGACUCCAACUCAGCGCUCCUCUAACCGCCUGCCCACCUUGAUAUUUCAAAGCAAGGAAGCAAAUAGUUUCUCAGAUGCACAGAAUACAGCACUGUGGUCCUCGAUAAAUGCUGGAUAUCUUUAUUGAAGCUUCAUGAUACCUACUUUUUAUAUGUACAAAAUCCAUAUCCUCAACAGUUCAACUGGAUCUUCUGUGGACAGAACAAUGUCAAAAGUAUAACCAACUGACAGACCGGAUAUGCUGCUUGAUCAUAUGGCCCACAUUGUACACACCAAUUGCCACAGAUAUUGAUAGUUGUGUUGUGUGCCAUUAUUAUUGACACAGAAUAAUACUUUGAUCUGUUUGAAGCCUAUUAUGAGAUGCUGGAUAUUUAUAUUUCUUGUGUUUUGUGUAAAAACACAAACACUAUUUUGCAUUUAGAGUCACCAAUCCCCAAGGGAAAUGGAUUGUGCUUUGAGUGAGCGAGGCUUCAUCUUUGUAUUGCAUCAUUACCUGGGUAGAAAAACUUAAAAAAUUAAUUUCCCAAUUACAAUCUUGUCACAGGUGAAAUGCCCUCAUUUAUGUGUUUGUAAUCAUCCUCAGUUUUCUCAGCAGAGUAUUUCAGACUAACAGGAAAGUGUUGAGUGAUUGCUUGUAAGAGUUAACAGUGUAAAUGUGUUCAUGUACUGUAGCCCUAGACAAUUAUUUUUGGUACCAUUAAAAACUCAACAUCCUAAUCCUCGAUCAUAUGAAAAAGAAUUCAUGCUGACAUUUAUUGACUUGAAUAUCUUAUGUUGUUCAUGUCAGGGAAAGGUUGUGUAUCAUCUUUGCUUUACCUUUGUCAAAAAUAAGGUAGUUCACUGUUCACAAAUAUGGUUAAACAUAUUCCCAAAUUAAGCAUAUAUUACAUUAUUAGAGAUCAAGAAUAACAAUAUGGUUUGAGAUUAAGUACUGUAUAUAUUUUAAUCAUCUACAUCUUUCUUUUUUAUCUUUUGUACUACAAGCAUAAUUAGCAUUAUUGUAUAUUUAUUAACAUGGGUUUUGAUAUGCAACAAUGUUUACAUGCAAAUUCACAUCAUUGAUGUGAAAACCACACUGUGAAUAUACUCAAUUAAGAUGAAUUAUAUGUUGGAAUAAGAAGUCUCCAUUUAUUGUUGUACAUUUUAUGCACAAAAUUGUGUCCUGACUUGUUGUUAUGUAAUGACAAAACUGUACUGGAACUGUUUUACAGUAACCAAAAAAUAAAAAAAUAAAGGAAUCGAAGCCUGUACUAUACUUAAGGAGCGGCUGUAAAUCUGUACAUUUGGAGCACAUCUGCAUUUUUUAAAUACAUUGUUUUAUGUUUUGUUCCAACUGGGUUUAAAAAAAUAUAUCUGCACAUUUGGUUGUUCUUAUUGUCAUUUUUAUAUGUUUGUAUUGAAUAAAUGGUUUUAUUCUGAAAGCA